This is a messenger RNA of Danio rerio (zebrafish), 2051 nucleotides long. Lineage: Eukaryota; Metazoa; Chordata; Actinopteri; Cypriniformes; Danionidae. The record is from RefSeq and is a predicted model, not a curated record.
AUGUGUUGUCAAAAGCCGUUUGAGUCACUUGAUGUUUUGUCUUCUUUCUUCUCAGCUUUACCCUCAUCUAGAGUGACUGUGACCCCAGCCAGUGCUGUAUUUACUGGAGAGACAGUCAAGCUAAAGUGUGUGAUUGAGCCGGAUCACAGUGACUGGACAUAUGUGUGGUAUAAAGACACACAGAGAAACGGUGUGUUACAGACGUCUAAGCUUCAAACGCUCACUCUCACUAAAGCUGCUGAGUAUAAUCAGGGUCAGUACUGGUGUAAAGGACAGAGAUCUAGAAGACCAAACUCAUCACAAUUAAGCUCUGCUGUUUAUCUCAAUGUGACACAUUUAAAACCAAAGCUUGAACUCAGAUCAGAUCCUGCAGGAGCUGCACUGACUGGAAACACAGUGACUUUGACCUGUAACACUGAUCUGUCCACCGGAUGGGACUUUUACUGGUACAAAAACACACAAGACUCUGAGAUAAAGAUGACAAGAACAAACUCCUACAGCAUGAAGAUUGAUUCAGUGUCUGAUGGAGGCCAGUACUGGUGUAGAGCUGGAAGAGGAAAACCAGUCUAUUACACACAAUACAGUGAUGAACUGACACUCAGUGUUACAGGAUUUCCUAAAGCUGUGGUGACGGUGUGGCCUGAUGAACAUGUGUUCAGAGGAGAAACAGUCACUCUCAGAUGUGAUAUAAAGUGGGGAGGAAACACUGAGUGGACACACAGAUGGCAAAUAGAGCAAACAGACCAAUAUAACCACAAUAACAAAUAUUAUAACCAGUUUAACCAACAUAACAACACUGUGAGCCAAACCUCAACACAAAAGUUGAAGAUCAGCCGCGUUGAGGUCUUUCACCAUGGUAAAUACAGCUGUACAGGACAGAUGGGCAAUCAAAGCUCUCAGCGCAGUGAUGCUGUUGCUCUGACUGUGUCUUCAGAUGAAGCUCAGGCAGCAGUGCGAGUGUCUCCACAGCCGUGGCUCACUGAAGGACACUCGGUGACUCUGAUCUGUGAGGUUCCAGGCUCCUCUACAGGCUGGACGUUCAGCUGGUUCAGAGAUGCUGAUCAUCUGUCAGACAGCAGCAGAGGAGCUGGAGGCUCUUACACUCUCAGUCCUGCUGCUCUACAGCACACAGGAGUUUAUACGUGCAGAGCAGAGAGAGGAGAACCAGCCUAUUCCUCACAGAACAGCAGCGCACAGCCACUGUGGGUCACUGGUGUUUCUGCUUCAGUGCGUCUGGUGCUCAGGCCCAGCAGAAGUCAACACUUCUCCUCUGACUCUCUCUCUCUGAGCUGUGACUCUGCUGAAUGGACCGUGAGAAGAUUCACACACACAAACACACAAGAUUGUUCAGCACAAACAGGAUCUACAUGUGGAAUCCAGUCUCUCAGCACAUCUGACACUGGAGUUUACUGGUGUGAGUCUGAAUCUGGAGAGAAACGGCAUCCUCUGAACAUCACUGUACAUGAUGGUGCUGUGAUUCUGGAGAGUUCUGCUGAUCCUGUGAUUGAGGGAGAAACUCUGACUCUACACUGUUUACAUCGAUCUACAAUCUCCUCCAUCCUCACAGCUGAUUUCUAUAAAGACGGAUCACUGAUCCAGAAUCAGAUGACAGGAGAGAUGAGCAUCCCUACUGUCUCAAAGUCUGAUGAGGGUUUCUACUACUGUAAAACAAAGAGCAUAGAGUCACCGCACAGCUGGAUCUCAGUCAGAGAUUCAGCAGCUCAGAUUUCUGCCUGUAAGAUUGUCAGUUUUCUUCUGACUGUUUGUCCGUAUCUGUCAGCGACAGUCGUGUUGCUCUACAAAAUCUACAAGGCGAGAGCUCAAUCUGCUAAAGAGCAAAGUCAGAACGCUGUAGCAGAGGAAUAAACUUAAGUCUGAUUUGAACAUGUUUAUCAUCUAAAGAUUCUGAAUGUUGAUCUUCAAUACUGUUAUUCCUGCAAUGUUGAAUUUACAUCAUGUAACGAUUUACAACAUUUCAAGAAAGAUUGCACAUAUUUUGAUAGUGUCAUUAGUGCUUUAUUAGUCUUUAAAUGCUGAAUGUAUUUUUGUGU